AAUCCGAAUAAAUAGACGCUUUUAUACACGCGAAUCGGCAGCAGAAAAAUUCGCGCGUUACGUACGGAUCCCGGUCAAUGUCUCCGGUGGUUUUCACUCGUGAAAUCCGAGCGGUGCGAGAGAGCCAGAAGCCGAAAGGCGCCGUUGAUCGCGGGGCUUGCCAGAAAAAUUGCGGUUGAAGCUUGAGCAGUGGGACGAGUGUAUGGACCGUGAGUCGUGGGAAAGGAUCGAUUAAUCCGUUAGCCGGGCAGCGCAGAGAAAGUGAAUCAGUUUGUAGGAGAGAUUGCAAGAAUUUUAUUACGAAUCGAAGAUCUAACGUUAUUCGCUCUCGAGCUGAUCGCGACGUAACUUAACGCUGUGAUAUUGCCGAGACGCGCGCAGAAAUUUUCGGAAGCAUCGAACGUGGAUAAGUUCUGAUGCAAUUCAGCUGGGAAUCGCGCAGUCUUCUGUCCGAACAAUAGAGCGAGAGAUUCUCGAGAAAAAUAAAUCUUUUGGAAAGGAUCGCGAAUUGAAAUUUCCCGUGGUCCGGCCCGAUUCAUGGGAGACGGUGUUGCGGGAGUCGACGGAUCAAUCUGACGGCGCUUUGGCCUGCGAAGGCGUUGGUUGGCCGCUUUCGUAGAAGGUCUUGUUCGAUCACUUCGGCGAGUAUUUGUCGACGGUGUUCUUGUUCGGCUUGCCGGAGAUACCGCAGUGGGAGGAGGAGCUCCGCAGGCGUUCUGGAAGCGAAAGAAAAAGUUUCAACGCCGUGGCACGUGUAUCAGCGGUGUGACGGAAAGGAAAAGGGAGAAAAACGCACUGCCGAUUCGGUUCCUUCUCGAUGCUGGAUUACGAACGUUAUCGCGGGAGAAGUCAGAGGUUCGUGGAAAGGGCGAGACCGUCGAGUGCUCGAUUCAAAACCGGUGUCAAGGCCGCUAGAUAAAAGCCGAUCGAUAACAGCCGGUCGAUCCGACGAUCGCGCUAAUUGUCCGAAUACUCGACGUUCCGACGCAAGGUUUCAGAAAAUUCCGUCGGAGGAUUAAGAUGAGUAUCGCGCAGGGAAUGAACAAGGCGCACGGGCACGCGGAGAGCCAGCCCGAGACCAAGAUGGAGAUCGACGCGGAGGAACGAAAGCGACGGGAGAAGAAAGGAGUCACUUAUCAGAUACUAAUGGCAAUCUGCGCAAAUUCAUCCGUGUUGGGCCCAUCUAUGGCAUUCGGUUACAGUGCCGUGGUACUCAGACCACUACAAGAAUACAUGGGCGAGAUGAAAGUAAACGGUAUUCAAGCUAAUUGGAUAGCGACGGUGACUGCGCUGGGAAUUCCUCUCGGCUGCAUUCUCUCCAGUUACACCAUGAGACGCGGAAGGAAACUGAGCCUGCUGAUAACGUCCGUGCUCUCGUUCCUAGGCUGGCUCGUCAUAUACUUCUCCGCGACGUACCAGCAGAUCCUCGUCGGCAGAAUAAUUUCCGGUAUCGCGACCGGUUCCGCCUCGGUACCGGCGACUGUUUACUGCGCGGAAAUCGCCUCGCCUGACUGGCGACCCGCCAUGGUCACCUGGACCAGCAUAUCCAUCGCCAUCGGAGUCCUCAUCGUCUAUGUCUUCGGCUACAUCUUCCAGGGCAACUGGCAACUGGUGGCUCUGAUGUGCGCGCUGUUUCCUAUGGUCUCGGCCGUGCUGACCUUGGCCGUCGUCCCAGAAACCCCGAUCUGGUUGCGGGACCGAGGUCGUCUAGACGAGGCGCUCGAGACCCUGAAGAGAUUCCGCGGCAUUCCAAAAAGUGCGGCUCCCACGUCGGACCAACUGCAGGAGCUGCGCCAGCGUCCCCAGAGCAAGAAGCAGAACCUGACGAAGCACCUGUUGAAGAGGAACGCGGUGGUGCCGUUCGCGAUCAUGCUCGCCUACUUCUUCUUCCAGCAAUUCUCCGGGAUCUUCGUGGUCGUCUACUACGCGGUGGACAUCAUACAGAGCGCUUGGAUCCCUUUAGACCCAUAUUUGGGCGCAGUUCUGAUAGGAUUCACCAGAUUGGUGGGCAGCAUUCUGGUCGCUGCAGUGUCCGGAACGUUGGGACGACGAGUUCCGUCUAUCGCUUCCGGUUCUUUGAUGACGAUCUUCAUGACGAUACUGUCCAUUUACUUGAUACUCCAGGACAAAGGCUACAGCUUCAAUGACGGAGGCAUGAUCCCCGUGAUCUGCGUGCUGACGUACAUUUUCGCCAGCACUCUAGGCUUCCUGGUGAUCCCGUUCGCCAUGCUGGGCGAGAUUUACCCUGCCAAGGUCAAGGAGGUGUUAACAGGACUGACGUCUUGCAUCGGAUACAUAUUCAGCUCCAUCGCGGUGAAGACUUACCCCGACAUGGCGGCUGCUAUGGGCGGACACGGUACCUUCGUGUUCUUCGCGGCGAUGUCCUUCGCUGGAACACUGUUCGUUUACGUCUUCCUACCCGAGACGAUGGGCAAGACCUUGGCGGAGAUCGAGGAGAUGUUUGAUAGGAAGAAGGAGACUGGAUCCUCCGAAGAGAAGACGGCGAUGGACCUCAAAGACGUCACUUCCAGCGUUUAAGACUCGGGACACGUUUAGGCUUUUCGAAACCUGUAAAGAAAUUGAAUACACCGUAAAUACCGUUCCCAAAGUGUUCAGAAUCGAUGUCGAACAAAUAGUUGAGUACCAAGUUGUUGGAGAGACGCAAAAUGAUGAUUCCGGACUGAUUUUUCUUGGCUCUCGUCGGUUGUUUCGCGAUCGACGAACCUGGAAAAUAAUUUGUGACUGUAAUUACUGUCGGUGAUGCGUCCACUGAAAACCUUGGCGCAAAAAUUGAACGAGCCACGCGUAUUAGAACAAUUUUUCUUAGCAAACGUUUCUUACGAGAGAGAUAACUUUUGUUUGCAGCAAGGUCUUUGAUUACGACUGGAUUAUGUUUUUAGCGAAAACAUUGCCAUAUGUUUAUGGUUUUCUUAACGUAUUAUGCGUCUGUGUAAAGUAUCGCUUUAGGACUUUUGUACCGCUGUUGACACGCAACGCUUUGUACGCGCGCGAUUAUUGUGUUUGUAAAUAAAUUAUUGAAAUUUCGCCGAU
Megalopta genalis is the source of this 3051-nucleotide messenger RNA. The record is from RefSeq and is a predicted model, not a curated record. NCBI's taxonomy places the organism in Eukaryota, Metazoa, Arthropoda, Insecta, Hymenoptera, Halictidae.